AUGGCGAAAGAUUCCGAGAAGAGGUUCAAUUCCGUCAUGGACAAGCUCUUCUACGCUCCCAGACCUUCGCCGAGCUCCACCUCCAGUUCAUCGAGUCUAGAAGCAUCGAGAGGUAAGAAGCGAGCACAUCCGUCGUCUGCAUUGGCGCUGGUGGAGCCGAAAUCGAGAGGUGUUAGAGAGCAGGGGUUUCGGCAUUGCUCAGCUCCGGCUUCACCGUCUCAGCCACCGGUGUGUAGGCCGUGGGACCGAGGGGAUCUUAUGAGGAGAGUAGCUACAUUUAAGUCUAUGACUUGGUUUGCAAAGCCGAAGGUGGUAAGUGCUUUAAAUUGUGCCAGGAGAGGUUGGAUCAACAUAGAUGUGGAUAUAAUAGCCUGUGAAUCAUGUGGGGCACGCCUUUUGUUUUCUACUCCAUCAUCUUGGAAUCAACAGCAAGUUGAGAAAGCAGCUUUGGUAUUUAGUUUAAAGCUGGAAAAUGGACAUAAAAUGCUUUGUCCAUGGAUUGACAAUGCCUGUGAUGAAAAGCUGGCAGAGUUCCCACCUACACCACCUCCAAUUUUAGUGGAUAAGUUUAAAGAGCGAUGCUCUGUGAUUUUACAACUUCCGGUUCUUCCUGUGAUUUCUUCUUCAACCAUUCAGUACAUGAAAUGCCCUCAGCUUGAUCAAUUUCUUGGACAUACUUCGAUAUUUUUUGGCAAUGGGUCUGCUGAAAUUUCUAGAAUAGAACACUCUGAUGAUGAAGGCAGUGCAGAGUCUGCUAAGUUGUAUUAUCAGGCACAGAAGAUUAUAAGCUUAUGCGGCUGGGAACCUCGCUCACUACCUUAUAUUGUCGACUCUGGGAAGAGGUUGAAUCAGUCUACAGCAAAGGAAAAUGUUUUGAGUUCUUCUCAUUUAGCUGCUAACAGCCAAUAUCCUAUCAUCAGUGUGCAAUCUGCUAGUAAUCAUGACCUAAUUGAGGAAAAUGAAACUUUCAGCAGUUCUAGUGCUCUACAGUCUGAGUCCAAUUCUGUGGUAUUAGAUUGCAAGCUUUGUGGAGCUAGUGUAGGAUUAUGGGCGUUCACUACCGUUCCACGGCCUGUUGAGUUAUUUCAUUUAGUUGGAUAUGCAGAAGAAAAUUCUGGAACUCAUCCUGGAACCAAUGAUUCAAGCACUGAAAGUCAUCUUGCUGGCUCAGAUGGUGCAACAUCGUCAAAGGAUAGAUUUUCAAAUUUAAAUUUGACAAUUGCUGGGGGUCCCACACCAACAAAACAGAACUUUAAAGCAAAGAUCUCCUUACCUGUUAUUGGCCAGAAUUUAAGAGCUCAGUUUUCAUAUAACUCUGAAUUCAGAGACUGUUUAUCUGUUAAUCAAGAAGACAUGCAAUCUGGACCCCAAAAAGAGAACCUGCUUCAGGGGGGAGAAUGCUACCUAGAAAAUGCAGCAAAUAGUGCAUUGGAGAAUUCAGAAGUCAGGGACCCUGGUCAUCCUACAUCACCUGGUGCCAACAACGCAUAUGAAGGCAGUGAAGACAACAAUAACUUGCUGGUGAUGGCUUCUAGCAAUGGAAAUUUGUUAGAUUCAGGAACAGUUGUGGAGCACAGGCAGAUUCAAGAAUCUCCAUGUGCUCCGUCUAGCUUGCAAACCAGUGCAGUUGCCCAUUGCACCUCAAACCAUGAAGGUAGUGGAGAGAAACUGCUGAUUCCUGUAAACAAGGAACUUGUGGCAUGCAGUGGGAAAGAUCUUAAGCAUGCAUCACCAGGUGGCACGAUGGAGUUUGAUUCUAUUAAGCAGCAUAGACAUUUCUGCCCCUGGAUUGCAUCAACAGGUAAUGGAGUACCUGGAUGGAAACAAACACUGUUGGCUUUACAACGUCAAGAAGGGUGUUCUCCUUCAUCUGCAUCCAUAAUCAAGGUCGAUGACCCCAUUACUUCGAUUAGAAAUCUGUUCAUGUCUCCAUCUCCGAAAAGAAUGAAGCCCACACUUUCAACAACCCGGAGUCCACAACAAUAGCUGAUUGGUUAUUUUGCUGCUUGAGAAAGGGUCCCCAAGCAGGUCCAGAAGUGUUGUGAUUAUGAUAUUGAAGUAGACUGUAGCCUCCCAAUUGAAAGCCAAGUUGUACAAGAUUAGACCUAUGACUUUCCUUUGAUACCUUUCCUGCCAGAGUGUAGCUCGGGCAUUACAGACAUCAAACUGUGGCAUUCACCUGGUCGAUUAAGCAACUUACGAUUUGAAGAAACAUGGUAUAUAGGUUUUUGAGAGAUUGAAGCUGAUUUGACCAAGACAAGAUUAUUGAAUGUAUCGCCUGGAAGUCUCUUACAAAAAUUUAGAACAAAAAAUAGGGCUGGGAAGUGUUCUUUUACUGCAUCAGGCCACAGUUUGUGACAACUACCUUGGCGUAAGGGCGGUUGAAUCCUCUUUCUGCCACAACAGCUCUCUUAUCUCCAAUCAGCUUGGCCACCCUGCCAGCAAAACAGCAAUUGCUUGUUAGUGUAUAACUGUAUCAUUACAAAUGUGGAAGUCUGGGAGGAUUGGAAGGUAAGAAGCUGCAGAUGGUUUAGUUCUUAUGUCAUUGUACUGUGCUUCGUUAAUUCCUAUAUCUGUUUUGAAAAGGUCGUGAUACACUAAUUUUGAUCACUCGUUAUGAGUGGUAUGUGUUUGCGAAGAGCGGAAAUUUUCUUAUGUUUGCUCACGUUUUUUCUAUAUAAAGUUGUUGUGGC
Messenger RNA from Fragaria vesca subsp. vesca, 2693 nucleotides. RefSeq lists its product as uncharacterized. NCBI's taxonomy places the organism in Eukaryota, Viridiplantae, Streptophyta, Magnoliopsida, Rosales, Rosaceae. The coding region runs from base 1 to 1986 and encodes 661 amino acids. Gene Ontology annotation, molecular function: zinc ion binding. Gene Ontology annotation, cellular component: nucleus. The transcript has 7 exons. The record is from RefSeq and is a predicted model, not a curated record.